Messenger RNA from Sycon ciliatum, 2536 nucleotides. RefSeq names its product macrophage-expressed gene 1 protein-like. The transcript is spliced from 15 exons. The record is from RefSeq and is a predicted model, not a curated record. NCBI's taxonomy places the organism in Eukaryota, Metazoa, Porifera, Calcarea, Leucosolenida, Sycettidae. Bases 86 to 2263 code for a protein of 725 amino acids.
CUGUGUCGACUGUGUCGACUGCAAGACGUUCUCUCGUCCGUGUUGUUCCUCUCGUUUGUGCUUUGCAGGGUGUUUGUGUGCGGCAAUGGCGGGGAGCAUUGUGGUUUCGGUCACUGCCGUCGUGCUAGUACUGACAGUGCACGUGGCUGCAGCGCAGAGCACGGAACCAGAAAAUGAAUCUUCAGCUGCGGCCACACAUGGCCAGGAUAUCCCUACCUGGAAAGCCUGUGAAGCUGCUGUCAAAACCAACAUGCGCAUGGAAGUUUUACCAGGAAUAGGCUGGGACAACUUGAACAACAGGAACAUGGGUGUGAUCUCCGACUUCACCUAUGAGAAAUGCCAGGUGACUGGUGAUCUGCGCUACCUGAUUCCCGACCAGGUCAUCGCUACGCCCCUGAAGAAAAGCAAGGUGAUGGAGUAUGCGCAGUCUUUCUCAAAAUUUACCGACUACAAGAGCACACUGUCGCAGUCGAUGAGUCUGGACACCACAUAUAACCAGGUUUCUGGGUCACUCUCUCAGGAUUACUACGACAACAAGAUCAACCAGGUCAAGACGAAAAGUUCCACCACGCGGUGUGAGAUCCGGCACGAGUUGUACAAAUUGGAGGUGCAGCCGGAUGCUCCUCUCUCGCCGCCACUGAAGAAUCGCCUGAUGAUCAUCGGUGGCUUGGUCCACAGCAAUCAGUUUGAGGCUGCCAGGUUCGAGAUCGAUCUGAUAAUUCGAGACUUUGGAACACACAUUGUGCGCUCUGUCACAGCUGGCGGAGUGUUUAUGCAGGAGACACAGGUAUCAAAACUGCUUGACAAGAAAUCAAGCAGUGAAGGCUUCGCACUUGGCUUGGAGUUAGCUGCUUCGGACAAGUUCUCCAAAUCCGCUGAUCUAAAAUUUAAGAUCGUCAUUGAUACAGAUCAAUCUGAGUCCUUCACCAACAAAACAUCACAGUCCACGACAAAGACGCAUGGAGGGCCAUCGUAUAAGCCGGGGAUGAGUGCUGACGCCUGGGAAAAGGGGCUCGCGACAAACCUUGUAGCCGUGGACCGCAGCGGCGACCCGUUGGAGUUUGCCAUCACCGAGUUUGCUCUGCCUGAGCUUCCAGCACCCACCGUCCGAACGAUUCAAGAGUACUUGGGCCAUGCCACACAAGCCUAUGUGAAGUAUAACACUCAUCCUGGCUGCCUCGAUGUAUCAUCUGUUAACUUCAACUUUGGGGCUAACGUGGCUGAUGAUUCGCUAUGCAAGUCAUCAGCCACGGGCGAAAGUUACAAGUUUGGUGGAGUGUAUCAAACUUGCACUGCUUUCAACGAUACUAACAACAAUGUUUGCAAAGGCCUACAGCAGAACAAUCCAUCUUCAGGAGGCUUGCAGUGUCCCCCUGACUAUGACCAAAUCAAGCUUUUCUCAGGUGAACGAAACUUCAACUGGCACACGAAUGUUUGCUCCUACAAAAGCUACAAGUGUGGGAGUGUAUUCCACCGUCGUACUUGUUCCAGAAAGGUUUGCCACACCGUAUUCUCCACGGCCAGGGCAGAGUACGAUGCCUUCUGGUGUGCAGAACUGGUCAACAUGACCGAAGAUAAGGGGUAUGCGUUUGGCGGCCUGUUCACCAACACGAUGUCAAACCUGGUCACCGGCAGUAAAUCAUGCCCCGACUUGUUUUACCCACUGAAGAUUGGCUCUCAAGUAAGGGUGUGCGUUAGCGAGGACCACAGUCGGCAAACAGCACAUCAAGUUCAAUUCGGAGGUUUCUUCAGCUGCUCAACUGGGAAUCCCCUAGCCCUGGUGGAUCUGAAUGAGCCGAAGCGGCUGGACAAGCUUGGAUUUAAUCUCCUGACAGGCGAGGAUGUCUGGCCGCACCAGUGUCCACACGGAUACGCUCAGCGCCUGGCUGAGGUGAGCAACGGCUGCGAGAUCUACUACUGCAUCAAGCAGAGCGGUCAUCAUGCGCCCUACGAACGGAUUCUGAUCAACCGGCCUCCGUACGGUAGAUCCUACCCGAUGCCUAGCGCAGGAGAGAUUGACACUGCCUCCAUAGUCGGUCCCGGCGGCGAAACCUGGAGGAAGAAUUUAACGACGGGAGCAUGGAAAAAGGAGAAUACAUACGAAGAAAUGGUUGCCCUCCAGGACUCCGAAGCCACUGGUUGGGCAGUAGGAACUUUAACCCUGAUAUCUGUGGUUGUUAUCCUGAUCAUUGUCCUGAGCAUCGUCCUUUACAAGUACAGAAUAGCCACCAGAAACCAGGCCCACAGUCACGACUCACCAUGACCAUCAGAUUCUCUAGAUAAUGAACAAGAAAUAUUUAUCGCCUCUGUUUAAAAUGCAAGCAAUGUAUAUCUAGACACGGCAAAUUGUCUUCACCGACCUACUGGCUUCACUUCACAGGGUAAUAUCAUUAUUUGCCCGCUCAUGCUGUGCCUCAAGUUCUACUUGCUACUAGUCGAUUUCCAAGACUCUUAGCUCAUUAGUUCAGUAGGUUCAUCAUGGAACCUGUCUUGUGUUUUACACUGCAACUGGCCCAAUGUUGGAGAGAGAGCAGGA